This is a messenger RNA of Rangifer tarandus platyrhynchus (Svalbard reindeer), 867 nucleotides long. The record is from the annotation of a GenBank genome assembly. NCBI's taxonomy places the organism in Eukaryota, Metazoa, Chordata, Mammalia, Artiodactyla, Cervidae.
AUGUAUGUUUUCACGCUACAGAACAGGAGGGGAGGCGUGCGCGUGGUCUGCUUGAAGUAUCCGAUCAUCUCAGGUUAUCUUCUCCCCGCCCCCAAGCGUUUUAAACUGCCAUUGCCACCCUCGUGUGCAUUUUCCUGGUUCCUUCUCGUGAGAGCUCCGAACUUCUGUGGGGUGACCUUCGCUCUCAAGGCUUCCAAAACCGGCAGCCCAAACGGCAGUGCCUUUCCCUCCCAGACAUCAGACCCGCCCCUGGAGUCUUCUUCUGCAGAGUCCUUUUCUGAACACGACCUGCGCCACUGGCGUGGAAAAAAGCGUUCCCCAUUGGCCUCAGGGCACACGGUGAAUGAGGGGUCCUUUUGCUUUGUUCUCACCUCUCCUUUGGACCCACCCUUCCACCCCAGCCCCCCAGUUCUAGCUGACCAGGUGCUUUUUCUAGGUCCAAAUGCAGGAAGGGAGAGUCUUUCUGAAAGCCCGUCUCUGGAGGGGAGUCCAUCCACUCUCCCUAACCCCCAGUCCAGGGACUCCAGACAGACCUGGCGGAUGCUAGGUAACCAAGUACAGCCUUGGCUGGCCUCUUUUUGCUUGCCAACUCUAAGCUCAUUCCCAGAAACCUCCAAGACCUCUGGGAUCUCCAGUCACUGUCUACUGUGUCCUUUUUUUUUUUUUUUAGAAAUUUCUCCACACCAGCCUCCUCCACCUCUUAGGCCCAGGGCUCCAGCAUACAUCCCAGAGAUGGCCGGCCCACCCGCCACGGCUGGAGUCACCAUAAACUUUGUGCCAACCUUGCCUGGGAGCCGCCCACCUGAGAGAAGGAUGCUUGGGCAGGUCAUAGAGCCGCCCAGGACUGCUAUGGGGCGUGGGGGCUGA